This is a messenger RNA of Verticillium nonalfalfae, 2043 nucleotides long. RefSeq lists its product as uncharacterized. Gene Ontology annotation, cellular component: Sin3-type complex. Bases 1 to 2043 code for a protein of 680 amino acids. Gene Ontology annotation, molecular function: histone deacetylase binding. Lineage: Eukaryota; Fungi; Ascomycota; Sordariomycetes; Glomerellales; Plectosphaerellaceae. The transcript has 3 exons. The record is from RefSeq and is a predicted model, not a curated record. Gene Ontology annotation, biological process: negative regulation of transcription by RNA polymerase II.
AUGGCGGCCGCUGGGGCGAUCCCCCCUGCGCUCUCGCCAGAGCAGCCGACCCUUGACCACGACGACAGCAACAUCUCCAGUCCGUUGAGCGACGUCGAGGACGGAGACGGCGACGAAGGCUCUCUCGAUGUCAUGAACAUACAUCACGAUACGCCUCGCCAGCACGACGACGACGAGGGCGAUGUGUCCGAGUCCGACAGCAAUCUCUCCGACGCCAACGACACCGAGGCCGAGACGGAGCGUCUCUUCGACACACCGCAAGCCCAGCGACACCGAGACGUCGUCGUCAAUGCAUUCAAUGACGGUCAGAUCUUUGAGCACACCCCAAGUAAGCUCCAGAAAACAUUUUCCGUCGACGACGAGGCCGACAAUAGCGAUAAUGAGUCGCUGUCCGACAACGACGACGUGUCCCUGGCAUCGAGCCCCGGCGACGGAUCCCCUUCCCCGACCAAACCUGCCAAGCCCGCCGUCACGUCGUUGGCAAGCCCUGUUCGAGAAUCAUCGGAGACGAAGAAGCGAAAACGGUCACUUCCCGUCGAUCAAUCCGACUCUGACCAACCUUUGAGAAAGCGCACGGGCUCGUUCGCCGCGCCAGACUUGGGCGAUGCUGCGCGCCGCGAAGAUGAUGAGGAUGAUCCUCUGUCGACGCACCCCAACAGCGGGAACCAAUCUGCCGACGAGGAAAUUCCAGUCCUGACCACCGAAGCCAAGACUGAGCCGUCUCGAGACAGCGCCAGCCCAGUCAAAGCGUCCAGCGUCACGCGGAAGCUCACGAGGAAUGGCAGCAAACACAAGACCGAGGACGGCGACGAUGACAAGAUCAAUGACGCCGAUAUUCACGAAGAAGGCACCGCCGACGAGGGCGUUGAGCCCCGUGUGGACGAGGAUGUAGCUGUUGCCGAGGUUGAAGACGAUGCCGACGCUGCCGCCAGAGACGAGGAAGAACGUAAGGCAACCUCUUGCAAUGGCAUGAACGAACGACAGCUAACGCCAUGCGCAGUUGAGAGGAAACAAGCCGCACUCGACGAGUGGAGUCAGCUCGAAGCCAGAUUUGUGCUCUUCCGCGAGAGGCUCUACAAGGAGCGCCUUGAGCGUUUGGAAGCCGAGGAGCAGUCUCUCCAGUCCGACAAUCCUACCCACCCUGAAUAUCUUCUCAUGAGGCAAUGUCUCGACGAGCGACUCGACAACAGGAUGCGCGAGGUCAACAGGGAACAUGAGCUCACAAUCCAAGCCCUCGACAGACUCUCCGUUGCACGCAGGGCGCAGAUCUGGGGUCAAUUCUACCAGGGUAUCCGGGAGAAGCGUGAGCAAUACCUGGAAUCGCUCAACCAGGAGUGGUACGAAACCCAGAACGCCAGGCGCAGCGCACAUAGCGUCCCCGAUUACAGCAUUCAAUUCCCCACGAUCCCUGCCCAGCGCACCAGGAAUGCUGUCGCAUACAACACUGAGGUGGCCUACCUCGCCGGCCUCGCCAAGCAUGAAGGCUUUCCCGCGGUUCCUGCGAUGCGAGGUGCAAGCGCUGCCGAAAUUGAUGACGAUCUGGAAGCUAUCAAGCGAGCCUCGCGUUCUCGCCAGAGAUCAAUUAUGCAGCCUCUUGAAGACUAUCAGGCCGUUUCAUUUGGAGGUACGCUCGGUCCGGCCGGCGAACAGUUUAUCAAGAACACGCCUUGGGCAAACCCCAACCACAUCUCCCACAAGAUGCAACAUGUGCCUCUUCACUCUGAGCCCGGUUCCAGCACCGCCAUGCCCUCGGCGCCGCCACAAGCUGGUCCCUCGCAUGUGGGCCAACACCACCACCACCAUCACCACCACCAUCAGCAGCAGCAACAUCUGCCGCCGCCGCCGCCCAACGGACAGGCAACAUCUCAGCAGUCACCAACACUAUCAGCCGUGUCUCCAGAGACGUUGCGAACGGCCAGCGUCCUCAGCCAGGGCGUCCACAUGAAGCAUGCGGGAAUGGGCGGUGUGGGCCGCGGAACCAAGGCAGUACAGGCACAGGAGCCGGCAUCGAAACAGGAUAUGCCCAUGGCUGUGGCAACCUAA